Molecule: messenger RNA, 2151 nt
Organism: Colossoma macropomum (tambaqui)
Lineage: Eukaryota; Metazoa; Chordata; Actinopteri; Characiformes; Serrasalmidae
Gene: ankrd34bb
Product: ankyrin repeat domain 34Bb
Exons: 3
Coding region: 348-2090 (580 amino acids)
Molecular function (GO): protein binding
Source: RefSeq, a predicted model, not a curated record
AAGGCUGCCUGUCUCUAGACCUGGGAGCUCACACACCUGUUCUCUCUUCUCUCACUCUCCCUCUCCCUCCCUUUCAUCCCUCAUUCACGCUCCCUUCCUCUCACUGCACGCACUGCAAACCAGCACACAUACAUGCUCUCAUUUAUUCUGGGUACUUGUUGACUCUUCACUUCUUUUGAUCUGCUGCACUGGAUAACACUUGGCCUUUUACAGGGGGGGUGAGACAGACCCUCAAACCAAACCUAUUCAAGGACCUAAAAGGACAGAGAUCUGCAAAAGGAAAGACAGCUGACCAAUUACAGAUGAUCCUUUAAACCACAGAGCCAACUCCCUCUCUGUAACAGCACAUGGCCAUGGAGGACUCCACAGAGGUGCGGACUGAUGGCAACUCCCUCCUAAAGGCCGUCUAUCUUUGCCGUUUGCGACUAACACGACUACUCUUAGAGGGCGGGGCUUAUAUUAAUGAGAGUAAUGAGCGUGGAGAGACACCUCUGAUGAUUGCCUGCAAGACUCAUCACACUGAUGCUCAGAGCGUGCCAAAACCCAAGAUGGUCAGGUAUCUUCUGGAGAAUGGUGCUGACCCAAAUAUCCAGGACAAGUCCGGUAAGACAGCGCUGAUGCAUGCCUGUUUGGACCGGGCUGGAGAGGAGGUUCUAAUCCAGCUGCUGUCUAGUGGAGCAGACCCAAGUUUAGAGGAUCAUACUGGUUCCUCUGCGCUGGUGUAUGCUGUUAACGCUGGAGACAAGGAUGCUCUGCGAGUAUUACUGGAUGCUUGUAAGGCAAGAGGCAAGGAGGUCAUCAUCAUCACCACAGACAAACUCCCUUCUGGUAGGCAAAUGACCAAGCAGUACCUGAAUGUCCCUCCUCCACCAGAUUUAGAGGAUCGCUUGUAUUGUGCCCCCACUGCCUGCAUGUCACCCUCCGAGAUUCAAUUCUGCACUCCUCGUGUUUCCCCCCUUUCAAGCCAGUCAGAGAACGCCCUUUUGAACCUGAGGGAGAACCGAGGAAUGGGUUCUACUCCAACAUCAACUUCUAGUUCGAAGCCAGGGUCUCCCACACAUGACCCAAGUCCACUGCGAUCUACUGGUGUGGCCAAGCUUUUGCACCUCCAGAGGCUCCACUCAGAACCUUGGCUAAAGAUCCCUCCAUCCCUGUUGCUGCAGCAAAGCAAGGCCUCCUCCCUGACUGAGGAGCUUCUGGAUAUCACUCCAGAAGAGGAGCUCUCAUUUGGUUUCAACAGCCAUCGUCCCCUGCUUCAAAGAGCACCUCCUGUCGCUCGUCAUCAAAGCAUUGACGUCAAAGAUGCCACUGGUCUGCUACGAGCUUUGGAAGAAGCAUCCGUAUCAGAAAGGGAGCAAGUAAAGGAAGCGAAAUGGCUCAGCAGGAAAAUGUCCUACGAUGGUGUUUCACUGCUACACUCCUCCUCGCACCAGAACCUUCUUAAAGAGGCUUCGGCCACUGAACCCAUUCCUGUGGACAAAGAUCCAGACUGCCUGCCCAACCUGGCAGUGUCUAGCCUGCGGAAUGUGGUCCGCCGGCGCAACAUUGGCAUGGACCACUACAGCUCGGACUCCCAGCUUCCUCAAUUUGGGAGCCAGCACUCAGACGAGGUUGGCAAGGCUGGAGCCACGGGAGGAGGGGUAACAGGGGCAACAGAGAAACGUAAGCUGGUAUCCAGCCGAUCCUCCACCCUGUCUGGCUCCAGAGAGUCUCUAGAGAGCAUUGUCCAGCGGAGGAGCCCGGCAAUGAUGGAGCGAAGAGGUUCUGGGGCUCUUCUGCUGGAUCACAUCUCUCAGACUCGGCCAGGCUACCUGCCACCACUCAACCCUCAUGCUCCCAUCCCAGAUAUCAAAGUUAACACCACCACCACCUCCACCACCACUGGCUCUGCUAGCAUUAUCAAGCCUGGGACUGCCACUGGAGCCAUGACUGGGACCAUACCCAUUGUUCCUGGUUCAAGGCAUUUUGUGCCUUGCGCCCCCAGCCUUCCCCGAGAUCUGAAGGCCAAGAAGACUCUCUUAAGAAGACACUCCAUGCAAACAGAGCAGAUGAAGCGCCUGGUCAACUUUGAGGAGAUCUUUGGACAGUAAAUGCUUACGUGUAUGGCUGACAUAAGGUCCACACGCUCAUAAAGUAAAGACUCUAUUAAUG